Oncorhynchus mykiss (rainbow trout) is the source of this 1067-nucleotide messenger RNA. It is a transcript of the gene ruxf, whose product is annotated as Small nuclear ribonucleoprotein F. NCBI's taxonomy places the organism in Eukaryota, Metazoa, Chordata, Actinopteri, Salmoniformes, Salmonidae. The record is from RefSeq and is marked provisional. Gene Ontology annotation, molecular function: RNA binding. Gene Ontology annotation, cellular component: U1 snRNP; pICln-Sm protein complex; catalytic step 2 spliceosome. Gene Ontology annotation, biological process: mRNA splicing, via spliceosome; spliceosomal snRNP assembly.
AGUUUCCUGGUUUCGGCGGCAAUGCGUGCUAAUCUGGACGUUUUUGUGUCGAAAAGAUAGUAAAGUACUAAGAUAUAAUAGCACCACAUUUCGCACAGCAAUGAGUUUACCCCUGAACCCCAAGCCCUUCCUGAACGGCCUGACAGGCAAGCCGGUGAUGGUGAAGCUGAAGUGGGGGAUGGAGUACAAGGGCUACCUAGUGUCUGUGGACAGCUACAUGAACAUGCAGUUGGCGAACACAGAAGAGUAUGUGGAUGGAGCGUUGGCUGGUCACCUUGGAGAAGUACUUGUUAGGUAAAUAAGAGCCCUCUUCUGGAUUCUCUACAAUGUUGCCUUCUGCCCCUUGUCCUUCACUCCUGAGGUGAUCAAGAUUGACAAUGACUGCGUUCAUGAAAUAUCUACCUCUCUUAGAGCAGUGACCUGGGGUGUAUUCAUUAGUGUAGACUGUUUCAACAGAAAGUGUUUUGCGACAAAAACAGGUUUCAUAUUGAACAAGUUCAGAAAAGUCCCUCAAAGUCCCACUUCGUCUUGUUUGAUUUGUAGUAAAUAAUACCCAGUUCAAGAAAACGAUGAGGGAGGGAAGGAAGUAUUUGUUGAAAUCAAAUAUUUUCUGCAAUAGAAUGUAACUCUAUAUUCUGAUUUAUUGGUUGAACUGCAAGUCAACCCUUUAAUGAAUACCAGUAGAAAUGUAUUCUCCCUGCACUUCUGUAUCCAGCAUACUUCUAGUGUGACUGAUGCAGAUGUUUGAUUGUGGCUGUUUGGUGUAAUUCUCUUUGAUCUAAAGUGCGUAUUCUCUACCCACAGGUGCAAUAAUGUUUUAUAUAUUAGAGGAGUGGAGGAAGAAGAGGAGGACGGAGAAAUGAAAGAAUGAUGGCGAGGAUGAGACAUCUGGAUGAGUGUUUAAAUCUUAGUUGUUUUUUUUUCAUUUUCACUAUGUGGAAAAUUGACCCUUGGGGAAGCAAGUUAGUUUUAUAUGUGUGAAACUUUUCUCUUCUUCUACUGUUUAUGAUCAGUAUGUAUUAUCACUGUAGAAAAAAAAAUAAAAGGAUGUUUAUUGUACCCAUUCC